UACAAAAAGAUAUCUACCUAUCUACGUCAACAAUACUGAGAGAAAUAACAAAGAGUUAUAUUUUGAUUACAAUAAUUCACCUAAUAUAAGCUCGUAUUCGUUUCCAAUUAGGCUAUUGUUGUAUUUUUCGUACUGAAGUUAAUCUGCAUCAAAGUGAUUUGGAAAUUUGUAUCAUCAUGGAUUCGCUGAAGGUAAUUUUGCUAUGCAGCUUGUCAUUAGCUUAUGCAUAUGGUUCGCCGACAAACACGCGAGGAAACAUUACUGCAGUCGUUAAAGAAUGCGAUGCGAUGUUUCCUGUACAGAGAAAUAUUUUUGAUGUAAUGAUUGACAGCGUACUCACAGGUGACAACAUCACAUUUAGCAAACAGGAAAAAUGUCUUCUGCAUUGCAUGUUUCAAAAAGAUGGUAUCCUUGAUGAAAACGAUAACGUACAUAACGGCUUACAAUUCGUCGACAGGCUUGUCACAGUGGACAUUGAAUUGUUGAAAUAUAGCGAUAUAUUAGUCUACCAAAUGUACCACAUCAUGGCAUCAACCAGAGCAAUUGAAGAUAAAUGUGAAAAAACUUUCCAAUUCGUGUACCGAUUCAUGGCGCAAACCACUUUGAUGCGCCAAUAUGCAUACAGAAUCUCGUUAGCAGGGCCGGGAAUACCGGGCCAUAAACUUAAAAUUUACCAAGCAAUCGAAACAGGACAAAUAGCCGGUGGUCUGAAGAAGAUAUUCGAGGAAUACUUUAAAACCGCACAAGAUGAAUCGAAAAAUCAACUCUCGUGGAUGUUUUCCUAUCGUACGAGUAAACAUCGAUAAAAUGUAAUGAUAAUGAUAGAUAUUUUAAUCAAGGUUUAACUUGUUAGCCAUGAAAUAAAUGAAAGCUUGAAUUGAA
This is a messenger RNA of Planococcus citri (citrus mealybug), 882 nucleotides long. RefSeq lists its product as uncharacterized. Gene Ontology annotation, molecular function: odorant binding. The record is from RefSeq and is a predicted model, not a curated record. Lineage: Eukaryota; Metazoa; Arthropoda; Insecta; Hemiptera; Pseudococcidae. Bases 177 to 806 code for a protein of 209 amino acids. The transcript is spliced from 7 exons.